Actinia tenebrosa (Australian red waratah sea anemone) is the source of this 10130-nucleotide messenger RNA. RefSeq names its product ubiquitin carboxyl-terminal hydrolase 34. The record is from RefSeq and is a predicted model, not a curated record. Gene Ontology annotation, molecular function: cysteine-type deubiquitinase activity. Gene Ontology annotation, biological process: protein deubiquitination. NCBI's taxonomy places the organism in Eukaryota, Metazoa, Cnidaria, Anthozoa, Actiniaria, Actiniidae. Gene Ontology annotation, cellular component: nucleus; cytosol.
AAUGAACACCAGAACGAGGCCAAAUCAAAAUGGCGCGUGUUCUUGUUGCAAGAAGGACUAGAGGAAUGCUCCUGAAAAAGCACUAAAAAUGCAGCCUUGCUUGAAGGUUUUUACAACUCAAUCCCCUUCACACGUUAAAGAUGUCAGAAUGCUGUAAAGAUUUGUUUUUAACGCUCGAAAAGUAUGAACUAGAUGAUCCACAAUUUACCAAAGAUGACACCUUGACAGUUGUUACUUAUAUUUUAUCCUGGCAACAACGGCAAUGUAGAUGCGUCUUUAAAGACCAACUAAAUCUCUCCCGACUCGAAGACCAGCUUCAGAUUAUUCUCGGUUGUGCAAUAGAGAGUAUAAGCUCUUGGUCAUUGGAACCAGAGGACAUCAAUGGCGAACAACAGGAGCCUUGGAGCGACAUUGAAAAAGAAAAACUCUUUCUUGCCGUCUCUAAAAUCUUUCAAAUUCAUUUUCCCUUUUACCAAGCGAGACAGAUUCCCCUAGUGCGACAGGAUAUAACAGCAAAAGAUUGUUCAAAAUACUGUGACAUGAGUGUUGGUGAAGUUGCAGAGGCAUUGCUGAUAAAUAUUGCAUAUUUCUGUGACAAUGGAGGGCUUGCAGCGAUACAAGAAGCCUUCCAAGCAACAGGAGACAAGAUGUUACCUUUCCCUAUUGCUCAUCUACUUAUCAGCAUUGUUAGCCAGUUGCGAGUGUGGUUUAGUGUCCAGGCAAUAGUCCAGUAUAUUGUUCCACUUCGAGGUCCUGUUAUUAGAUAUUUAUGCCAACUAUCUGACAAGGAAUUACGGCAACAAGAUGGCUGGGCAAUGGCUGAUUCAAUGUGGAAUGGAGUCAAAGGACCUUCAGAAUCAAUGCCUAUAUUUGAUAGUUUCACAAUAGAUAGUCUGGACCUGGCUUUCAAGUAUUUCACGUCUUCCACUUUAACAGUGAGAUUGGCAGGCCUCAGUCAGAUUGCAAAUCAAGUUCACAUGUUCAUGGAUAUAUAUCAAGCUAAUAAUGUGGGGGAGGCUGUAAACAUUGGUGCUGAGUUGUCUCAAUGGCUGGUCGAUAAUAACAUUAUUGAACACUUAUUUGGACCAAAUCUGCAUGUCGAGCUGCUUAAACAAUCUCAAGUAAUACUAAACUAUAUGGCCCAAGAAGAUUGUAUAACCAACCAACACCUGGACUGUAUAUGGGCCGCUGCACAGCUGAAGCAUGCGAGUCGUUAUGUCCAUGACUUGUUGACAGUCCUCACCAAACAGCUCCAAAUGCAAUCCAUUCGGUAUCUUUUGGCUUUGGCUUCCAAGCUCCACCCUUCUAUGCACACGAAGCAAACUCUCUUCUUGGCUUCACUUUUGCUGAGGAUUUAUUGGAGCUCAGGGCCGUCAGAUGUAGUACAAGGACCUUCAGGGGGUCAUGUGACCAGCCCGGUACAAGGACCUAUAACUGCUAGUGCAACAUCAGCUGCUGUUGCUGCUGCAAUGCAGAGGAAAUUCAGGAACAAUGGAGGAAGCAUGAGUCAGAGCAGCAGUAGAAGCAAUAGUAUGAGUGAAAUAAGUAUUGAUGGUGAUCAAAGAGAUAUUGAAGAGCCAUCUUCACCAAGAAAGUUUACUGACCUUCCACCACAAGACCUAGAAAUGGAAGAGGUCAACUGUGAAGAACAUCAAUCAACCCUCCCGCCUGACUUUGACAGCCCUAAUGCAGACUAUCCUAAUCUGGACAAAGGUGAAGAGGAUGCUGAUAUUGACAGUAACAGUUGUACAAACAGCCAUGCUAGCUCUCUCUCUGACAGAAGAGAUCUUGAUGACUUUGAUGGUGAUGAUGUAGAAGAUGAACUAUCACAGCUUAAAGCUGUUGCAGCGCUGAGGAAUAUACAGAACACUUAUGGAGAGGACAGGAAAGGAUUUGAUCUGAAUACCGUGUGUGAUAAAGGAGAGACUCUUCUGUGGGAUCUCUUACAAGAUGAGAAUGCUAUCCACUUGGAAGAUGGUUUGAUUCAGGAGGCAGAGAAGUUGCUUUGUCAGCUCAUUUGCUACACAGGAAAGAAGAAAAUCAGAAUGAAAUUCAUAGAAGGUUGUGUGGCAAAUCUUGCUAACAACAGAUCUGUAGUCAUGUCUAUUCAGCUCCUUCCUAAAUUAUUCAGCUCUUUCCAACAAUAUGUAAAUGUCAGCUCUGGCCCACAUUGGGUGACAAAAUGGGCCACCUCUGAACUUGGUAUCAUGGAGUUGUUCUUCAAGAAUCUUGUACUUUACAUGGACAACAGCAACAACAAGAAAACCUCAUCAUGUUCUCUGUAUAGUCACAAGGAUGAAGUCCAAGCAAGGCUGCAGUUYCUGUCAUCAAUAUUUUCUAAUGAGCUUUCAAAACCAGAAUUUGGUUUAACUCCAGAGCAAGUAGAUGUGCUAUGGUCAGCAUUAGUGAAUGACUGUGAGUGUUCAGAUGAGGCAUUGGAGUGGUUUGUACAACAGGCUCAGAGUAAAGAUCUUCAUGCUCUCAACAAUGAGGCACUCAAGUACAUCUUUACUGAAAAGCUGCCGUCCAUUGCACCUGAAACAUUCACAAUGACAGGGUUGACGUUACUACAACAGUUGUACAAAAUGUUUGAGAAUUCGAGUGUUGCGUCUGAGAAUACUUGUAAGGUGUAUGGAAUAGAUCAGUUAUGGAACAUAGCACUACAAGCCAAGUCACUGGAAGUCAGUAUGGCAGCAAUCAAUUAUUUAAAUUCUUUAUAUAUUAAUGCUGAUGGAGGAAGUCUAAAGUCAGAGGAAGAGUUUAUAACUAGGUGUAUGUCUAGUAUACGAGAAGCAGCAAAACCAAACCACUCCCUUGAGGCUAAAGAGUUAAGCUUGCAGAUCAUAGAGAGAGGAAUAACACUCUUAAAAAGUCAUAUUGAGACAUUCAAAAAGAGAUUUGCAUUCCAUCUCCGUUUAUGGUUGCUUGGAGGGCAUGGCAUAUCAUGUCAUCGGCAGAAGAUACAACACACAACAGAGAAGCACUUUCCUAUCAGGGUCAUGUGUCAACCAGCUGGUCUGUCUGACAAGGGUACAUUUGAGAUGCAUUCAUCGGACCUGGUGGCAGAGUUGCGUGCCRAGGUAACACACUGGUGCAAACAGUUACAAGAAAAAAUAAAAAACGAAAAGCAAGGGGAAGACACCACAAGACACAUACCACUAUCUCCGUUCUCUCCGCAACUUAAUCCUCCUUUUAGACUUAUCUCCCAAGGGCAUGAGUUAACGCCUGAUCUGGAUGAGAAGACACUUGCUGAUGUUGGAUUUAAGGACUUGCAGCUUGUCUUUGUGUCAGUUGGUGCUAUGCGAAGAGACCGUUACCACGACAACAGUCAAAUUCCGUCAUCAUCUCUACCAGCUCCUAAGUGGGAUAACACACCAAUGAUGAUCUUACUACAGGAUAAACACUUUGAGGAACUCUUUUCUUUUCUAGAAGUACUAGAUAAACUUAAUGGUGCAAAUGAUAAACAAACUUCUGAAGUUAAAAACGAGGAAAAACUUGGACAAUGGAAAGACAUGGAUUCCUCAAAUACUCCUGUUGCCUCAAGCUCAGAUUCUACAAUGCAGGAACAGAGACUACCUAUGGACUUGACAGAUGAGUCUGGACAUUCCCCACUGGAGGAAAAAUCCCGUAUACAGCAAGAAAACUAUGCACAACACUUGUGUCAAUUAAUAUGGGAACUACUUUGUAUUUUACCUACAAACCCAUCUGUCUCAACCAGGUUAAAAUAUUUUGGACGGCAUCUCACACCAGAAAGUGAUUCUAAUAAAUCAGAUACUGAACAGAAACAUUCAUAUGAGGAAUUUUCUGUGCCGUGGAUGGAACUAUUAGACCCACAUUAUCCUCAUAAAUUACUGUAUUGCCUUCAAGUAGUGGAUUUAAUACACUAUUCUUAUGAAGACAGACAUCGGAGCGUACCCAAUGAUUCAAAAUCAAGUAGUGAGUCCUCAGAUUCCUCUGACACAGAAGAAGAAAAUACGAAGAAUGCUACGAGUUCAUCGUGGGGAUCUCUCUUUGUAGAAUUUGGGGGCCUUCGGCAUCUGUACAAUAUAAUUAUGUCCGGUCACGUAGAGACCCGAUGUGGUCCGUUGUGGACUCCAUGGCAGGAGGAGUGUCUUGCUUAUGUAUUAAAGCUUGUUUAUGAAUUUGGGACUAUUAAAGCUGACGAUGACGAGGAUGAGGUUUUUAGUAUGUCUGAUAGUGAACAGAAUAUACAACACUUCCAGCAGAGGGAUGGAAGGUUUAGAGUGCGCUACAAAAGCACUGAAAAAGAAGAAACCAUUUGCAUCAAAUGUUUAUCUCCUCAACUUAUGUCCAUGGUAGAAGUUGAACCUCUAUUAAACCGGUUACUAGCAAUAUCAUACCAGGCUACCCUUCAAGUCCAUACUGGGUCACACAGAGGAGGCAGGGGAGGGCAGGUUGUUUAUCAAGCAAUAUCCUUGUUGGUGUCUUGGGCCUAUACUGAUUCCCAUGUUAGUAAAGGCCUUCUGCAUCAAAAGAACUUCAGAUCCUGGCUCAAACAACUUGUCCUUCUUGCAAGAGAGCCCAUGGUAAGAUGUGAGGCUUGUCGUGGACUCUACAGACUCAGUCUAAUCAAGGAAGACCCUUGUUUGAUAGAAUUAAUGGAUGCACUGCUAGAUUUCCUGCCUUUAGCUCAGUCCUUACAGUCUAAGUGUACUUCAAGCCAAAGUGCAGGCCAUGGUAAGAACCUAGAGCCUUGUGCACAGGAAUACUUCUCCAUUCUUUGCCGACUGGUGGAUAGCUUACCGCUGGAGGAAGGCAGCAAGGACCUUGCUAUUGAUCUGAAUUCUCUCGCUAACCUACUUUCUGAGUACAUCAUCAAAAGUAACGCAAGCCCCAAGAGGCACAGCAGUCAGGAAGAAGAAGGACUGUGUGGCAUGUUAAAGCUGUACACAGCAGUUAUGCGACAUAAUCCGCCCUUUAAGUACUCUGACAAGGGACUCGAAUUCCUAAGAGACACAUUUGGGCCUUGUCUGUUUGAUCUGCCCAGCGAUUGCUAUGAUGACAGGAACUUGCCGUUAUGUAAACUCAAGUCUGCUAGGAGUGCAGCAUACGAUCUGUUGUUAGAAAUGGCCAAGGAGUCCAAAGAAAACUUCCUUGAGUUGCAGAAACUACUGAUGAAACACCAUAGACCCGGCAAUUCACGUCUACAGGGUAGUACCAAGAAACACAGUUCAUAUGGCUGGCAUUACUGGCCACAUGAUAACGAGCGAUCACCAUGUGGUCUUGUUGGAAUCAUUAAUCUUGGUGCAACAUGCUACAUGGCAUCUUGUAUACAGCAGUUAUUUAUGAUGCCAGAAGCAAAGACCUCGAUUCUUAAUGCCAAGAUGACUGGAAAUGCAAGAGACGAUCAUUUUCUCAAAGAACUACAGAAGAUGUUUUGCUUUCUCAUGAUGAGUGAACGCAAGGCGCACAACCCUCGUUCUUUCUGUCGGACCUACACCAUGGACAAACAGCUAAUAAACACUGGUGAACAGAAGGACAUGACUGAAUUCUUUACUGAUUUGAUUAGCAAGUUAGAAGAUAUGUCACCAUCACUUAGAGACCUAGUACGAGAGCUAUUCUGUGGAGUUAUCACAAACAACGUAGUAUCACUGGACUGUACCCAUGUUAGCAAGACAAAAGAGGAGUUUUACUCUGUGAGAUGCACUGUUGCUGACAUGAAGAACCUAUAUGAAUCACUAGAUGAAGUUACCAUCAAGGAUACCUUGGAUGGAGACAACAUGUACACUUGUUCACAGUGCUGUAAGAAAGUCAGGGCUGAAAAAAGAGCAUGUUUUACCGUGUUACCCAAGAUUCUUUGCUUCAACACUAUGCGCUACACAUUCAACAUGGUAACAAUGAUGAAAGAGAAGGUCAACACACAUUUCUCUUUCCCUCUCCAACUGAACAUGGCUCCGUACUCAGAAGAAUACUUGAUGGGAGACAAGGCUGACCAAGACCCAGAAAAGGAUCCCAACUAUUGGUACAACCUGAUAGGCGUGGUGGUACAUACAGGGACUGCUGAAGGUGGACAUUACUACAGCUUUAUACGGAACAGAACUGAUCCACAGCAAGACCAGUGGUUCCUGUUCAAUGACGCUGAAGUCAAACCUUUUGAUCCUUCGCAGAUUGCAAGUGAAUGCUUUGGUGGAGAAAUGACGACCAAGACAUAUGAUGUGGUGUCUGAGAAGUUCAUGGAACUUUCCUUCGAGAAGACCCACAGUGCCUACAUGUUGUUCUACGAGCGCCACACCCCAAACGCCUCACCUAUACAAGUACCACCUAUCAACCUCAGCCCUGACUUGGCCCACUGGAUCUGGACAGAUAACAUCCAAUUCCUACACGAUAAGCACAUCUUUGAUACCACGUACUUCAAUUUCCUAUGGUUAUUGUGCAGUAGUAUACCCCCUACUCUUGAGGAUAGUGAAGAUGUUGUGCUGUCGAAUAUACAGCUUAGUACGUCGUUUUUAUUGGAAACACUGGUUCAUUCUAAGGAGAAGUUGCUGCUGAAGAAUUGGUCGGAAUUGUUGAUAACCCAUCUUGAGAACAGCAGUGCUGCUUGUGAAUGGUUCUUGAAUACGUUAUCUGUUGAUGACUGGUGGCUGCAACAGAUGUUUGUUAAAUGUCCUGUACAGAGUAUACGACAUAUGUUUGCCCGACUGUGUGUUCACGCUAUUCAAGCUCUGCGCCCUUCAUAUGUCCAAUCGGAUGACGAGGAAGCCGAGAUAGUGGAUGUUGACAAAGGUCCUUUUUCUUUCGUGGUGCGUUUUAUCAAAGCUGUUCUUAAACUGCUUGAUUUGAAUCACAUUCGUCUCUACAUCAAGAACCUGUCUGAGCUCUUCUGGUUUCUUCAUCAGUUUGCUUUGGUUGGACAAGAAGAGCGAGAGUUCUUAAUAGGUAUAGAGGCAAUAUCGACUAUGAUACACUUCUACCUCAAGACCAAGACCCCAGAAGCUCCAACUGAAUCCAGUGCAGAUGAUGAUGAUGACAUGGAUGAUGACGAUGAUGAGGUUGUGGCCCUCCUGCCUGAAGACAAGUACCGCGGCAGCUCCUUGGAGAAGAUGGUUUCUUUAAUAGCUGUUCUGGUAGAAGCAUCUUGGAGUGAGAGACAAUUAAAUCUCUCCAAGAAUGACAUCGAUUCGCUGGUUGGAGGAAAGGAAGUCAAGGGACUGACAUUUCUAUUUCAAGUUAUCAAGGACAACGUUAAUCUACGACACACAGCCAACUUGGUCCUGAGUCUGUGUCGAUAUAACACUAAGCUUGCAGAAAACGUGGUGUCGAUGUUAAUAUCCUCUGUACAGAAGCUGCCAUCAGAGCAAUCCCAGGCGUUUUUCAAGCUGCUAUCAAUGCUGACAGAACUACAGGGAGGUCCACCAGGACUGCCUUCCUUUAUCAACCUGACUCUAGCAAGAAUUUGGGAGGUGUUACGUAUUGUAUGUUUGAGUGUACGGUGUUUGUUUGUUCCACAGGCACAUCAGUGGGUGUUGGACAACAUGAAUACAUGGGUUGAGAAAUAUCUCAUUGCUGAUAAUAACCCACGCAUAAGAAAUGCUUCAGCUUGUCUUCUUGUCUCGCUCGUUCCAAGCCAUAGCUUCCGACUGAGCUUCAGAACUCGUAGCUUCACCACGCCCCAGAAAGACCUUCAGUUAAGCGAAGAAGCUAAAGCUGUACUACAUAAGAUCUUCAAAGCUCUUCUUGAACUACUGUCCCCAGCUAGGAAUUACUGUGACCGUACGAUGCAGGGCACUACAAAACUGGUCAGUUACUUUGCUGUGCUGAACUACUUUCUUGUAUCAAGAAACGAGAAAGAGAUGGUAAGACAGUAUUUACCAGACCUGUGGAGGUUAUUCCACCCGAUAAUGUCAGAACCAAACAUCUCAGUCCAUCACAACAAACAGGCGCUAUUGAUCUUCUGGUUCCACGCCUGUCAGGACUGUGAAAGCAAUGUAGCCUUUAUCACAGACACACCUCAAGUGGCUUCUAACAUCGCUCUCAACUAUAUCCUUUCUAGCGACGAGCCGGAAGUAAUCAACUUCAACCGCAACGUGUUACCUGCAUAUUAUGGUCUACUUCGAUUGUGUUGUGAAUACUCUUGCAGAUUUACGCGUCAAUUAGCUAACCACUCUAACAUGCGAUGGGCCUUUGAACACCUGACGUCACGUGUCAAUCAUUAUCCACAGGCUAUCGAGGAGCUGUUUGCCCUCAUGCGGCUGUUCUCUGGCCAAGGUCAUCCCAACCUCACAUCAGAAGACAAGGCUGCUGCCGCUGCCUUCAGAAAGUCAACUAUCAUGUUAUAUCUGAACUGCUUGGAUGGGGUAUCACACUGGACUACUCUGAUCACGGCGUUCAAAAUCCUGCUGCAAACUGAGGAGGACCGUUUAAUCGUGUUGGUCAAUCAAGGCUUGUUAACGUUGUCUGAUGCUAUCACGACCCUUCACUUGAUGUACCACGAGGCUACAGCCUGUCACGUGACUGGUGAUCUACGAGAAGUGCUUAACAUCUUAAAAGAAGUCUUACUAAGUUCACAGAGUCACAUGGAAAAUGCAGAGGUCCGUAGCAGUAUCGUGGGAUGGUCAGAUAAGAUGGAAAUAACACAAAAACUGCUCUCACUGUUGAAUUCCUACACACCUAAAGACUUGCAUGUAUCGUGCUUGGAUGUAUUACGAGCAAUACUCUCUCAGUACCCCAGUGAGUGCGCGGAACUAUUAAUACCAAUGAUCCACCAGUCACACAUUAGAUGGCACCAGAGUAACCAACAGCCGACACUCGGUCCUUACUUCCCUCGACGACACACCAAGGUUAUAGUCAGUAGCAAGACUUUACCUCGUCCGUCUGUCCCUGAACUAAACAUGUUCUUACAUCCAUCGUACCUCGAGAUUCCCAAGGGAGUAGACGAAGCGUACGACAAGGCCAUGUCUAGCUACUUCCAUCCGUAUCAUUUCUUUUUGGAUAAGCUUAUCAGAGUAGGGUUCAACCAAGAUCGUGUCAGUGACACAUGCAUUAGUCUAAGUUGUUUACUAGCGAUAGAAGCAAUACCUCUGCAUUUUAACUUCUUUUCCAAACUCUGGAUGGACGUGUACCAGAAGUCAGGGGAGCACGUUAAAUAUAAAGACUGUAUUCAAAGAAUCUGCCAAAGACCAGAAUUCAUCGAGUACAUCGAUUCCAUUCUAUUGGAGGAGCGAGAAUGCCUGAAUGUACAAGAGAUUUACUCGUUUCUGUGCUGUUUGUUUCCUAGGGUUCAUACUGUAGUGUUAAAGAACCAGUGGAAGACCCUAGUUCACACAUUAGUAGCAGCAGUCAUAGCUGACCAGCCUGCCGCUGCUAGAGCUAAUGACGAAGAGCUUUUGCAGAUCGCUCGACGCAUUACUGCGGAUUUGCGCGCCAUGAGUCUGAUGUUCUCCGUUUCUUCCCCUAAAAAAUCCGAUAUUAGUACUUUAUUGCUGCCAAGUCUUGAAGACUUAUUAUCAAUAUGUAAAAAACACCAGAAUCGAAAACAGAAGCGCCUUAAAGCUCGCCAGUCGAGUUUGGAAGAGUCCCCAGGGGAAGAUACCUCUGACAACAGCGCGACUGAUUCUACCGAAGCGCCUCAAAAGAAAAAACGUCGAAAAACUAACGACAGCGACGAUGAAAGUGAAAAACAAGAAAAACCGGUUUCCCCGGAAAUCCCCGGACCUAGCGGUGAAAGUAGUAAAACCGCAAAGCAUGAUGGUAGCAGUGAGGCUCCUCAGAGACCAAAGCUACACCCCCUACUUGGAUCAAGACCUGCUUUAGACUGGGUUGACCAUUUAGCCAAGGCGGUACAAACUGCUAUUGCUAAAGUUCCAAAGUAGGCACGAUAUCUUCCACACAAAAAUAGGAAAAUAAAACAAAUCACAAGAUGUCAAGAAAAUCGAAGAGAGACAGAAAAGAAAUGUUUGACCGGAAUUGAGGAGUCAAUCUUUUACUUGAUGCGGCAAAGCUCGCAUUACAUCGAUAACUUCUCGCUAUUUUAUGGUUUCUAUAGCCUCUGUUUUGUUGUUAUUAACGAGGAAAAAAUUCUUUGCAAAAUUAUUACGAAACCUUUGUGGUAAAGCGAGACGAGUCGAGUGACAAAUUCAAAGAGAAAAUAAAUUGAGAGUGUAAAAAGUUAA